Daphnia pulicaria is the source of this 617-nucleotide messenger RNA. RefSeq lists its product as uncharacterized. The record is from RefSeq and is a predicted model, not a curated record. Bases 231 to 617 code for a protein of 128 amino acids. The transcript is spliced from 2 exons. Lineage: Eukaryota; Metazoa; Arthropoda; Branchiopoda; Diplostraca; Daphniidae.
AAAGGCCAAAAUGAAUGCCAAUUGUGGAUGAAAUUCAAAUGAAUUAUCGUUUUUUUGGCAUUCUGAAGCAUCAUAGGCAUUUUCCGGUUCCCGGUUCAACCGUGCUACAAGUCUUCCAGAUGAUCAAACUCCUUGGAGCUGCCGGGAGCUGCCACUAACAGCACGGAAGCGGCUAAGUCCUGAAACGGGAUCCCACCUCUUUCGCCCUUUAUUAUUGCCUGCUGCUCUAAAUGGAAUUGAAUCCGCCGCCGUGGAACACUGUCGACAUUAUCGUGCACAGUCAGGGCGUCAUCGACGUUCUCCUGGACAAGCACGACUUCUCGAUGAGUUUCUUUGACGGCAAAGAGAAGAUCACUGUCGAUCAGAUGCCCGUUUUCUCGCCCAUACCUUACGACGUCAAGAAGCGGCUCAUAUGGAUCAAGUUUUCUGCCAUCAGAAUGCCGAUCGAUUUGUACUACAUUUCUCGGAGUCCUCCUUGUAGGGCUGUUAUGAUGACGGCGUAUUUGGCCGGGUUUGGACCUCAAUCUGAAGCUGCUGAACCUGAUGAACCACGAAUUCAUGACAAUCAACCCGCAGCACAACGUCCCUACCAUCGUCGACGACGGAUUUUUUUUUAA